AUGGAAAAUAAAGACGAUGAAUUUUUUUAUCAGCAUUGUAGUAACACUGAGAAUGAGCAAAGAGGAUGUGAAGAUGAUGCGAUUGGUGGUGAGACUAAUGAGGAACCUGAAUACGAUAUUCAAGAGCCCAGUGAUGCUAAACAUGUGGAUUCUGGUUUAGAAGGUUUAUGUAUCUUGGAUGGUAAGAAGCAAGCAGAAGAAAAUGAGUGGCUAAAAGACUUGUAUAACUUGCGUGAGAAGUGGGCACAAAUCUAUGGCCGAUCCAAUUUUGUGCAGAACCUUAUUCUUUGUGAGUGGGUCGUACACUAUGAGCGUGCUUUAGUUGAUCGAAGAGAAAAGAAGAGGCUCGCGGAAGUUGCAACUACACAAAGAAAGCGAAAACUUCUGUCUAAUUGGAAAGUGGAGGUUGAAGCAGCAAAGAUGUACACAAAAGCGAGUUUCAAUUGUUUUCAAGAAGAGUUUCGAAAAUGUUUGGACUUGAUACUGGAAUUAGAGAGUGAUGAUGGGAGAAUAGAAACAUAUGUGGUUCAAAGACCAGGGAAUCCAAACUUGAGAAGGUCAGUCAUCUAUUCCCCUUCAAAUCAGUCAGUUAAUUGUAGUUGUAAGAGAUUUCAAUUUGAAGGGAUUCUUUGUGCACAUGCAUUAAAAUUAUUCCGUGAGUUAGGCUUGUCAACGUUACCAUCCAAGUACUAUUUAAAAAGAUGGAGACGAGAUGCUAGACAAGGAAUUGAUUUUGAAUGUUAUGGGCAAGCAAAUUUUAGUGAUCGGAGCGCAUCUUCUGCACUCCAAUAUAGUCACUUGUCUCAUAUAGCACAAAGAAUUGUAGCAAAAGGUGCAAAUGAUAAGCAAUCACCCACUUUGGUGGAGUCUAAAUUGUUGGCGUUGGAGGCAGAAUUGGAUGGCAAUUUAUCCAUUGGACAAGAACAUGAAACAAAUGGUGAUAUAGAUUCAGACGAUCAAGUGAAUGAAAAUAAUACAAAUUUGGUUUUGCGUGAUCCAAAAGUUAAGAGGCAUAGAAGGCGCGGUAAAGGUAAGAGAAAUAAUGAUUUGGGAUCUAACAAGCAAUCAAAAAAGAGAUCUUCAUCAGUACGGCAGGAACAAGAGGAUGGUCCAGUACCCCCUAAAGAAAAAAAUGUCUCUGUAUCAAAGAAAAUGAAAGCUCCAUCUAAAAGAAAAGAUUCUCAGGAACCCAACUCAUAUGAACAUGAGAAGAGUGGCCCUUCAAAUUCAUAUGAACAUGUUCAGGAACAAGAGGAUGCUCCAGUACCCCCUAAAGAACAAAAUGUAUCUGUAUCAAAGAAAAGGAAAGCUCCAUCUAAAAGAAAAUGUUAG
Molecule: messenger RNA, 1332 nt
Organism: Rosa rugosa (rugosa rose)
Lineage: Eukaryota; Viridiplantae; Streptophyta; Magnoliopsida; Rosales; Rosaceae
Product: protein FAR1-RELATED SEQUENCE 5-like
Exons: 4
Coding region: 1-1332 (443 amino acids)
Biological process (GO): regulation of DNA-templated transcription
Molecular function (GO): zinc ion binding
Source: RefSeq, a predicted model, not a curated record